UCACGCAGGCUGCGCCGUUCGGCCCCAUCCGACCAGCGAUUUUGGAACUCCGGCCCGCCGGAGACACGGCCCACACUGACAACGAAAGCCCCUUGUGGCCGUGUCGUUGCCACGGUGCGACCUCCCGCCGCCGCGCCGUCUCUCGUCCCCUUCCAGCUCGCGCUCCUGCCUCCUGACAGUCGCCGGCGACGGACGGCCGUACUCAGCCGUGGCCCUCCUCUCUGCCGUGGCGACGCCGGAUGACCCGCGCCCACGCCUCCGGCAACGGGAAACGCUCGCGACUCGCGUCGGCCUUGACGCCCGCCUCCAUCGUCUUCACCCUCGCGACGCUCCUCGCCUUCGAUCGAGGUCUCCGCCCGAAGUCUAGCGCAGCUGGUGGCGCCGGGGCCUGAGCAGCAGCCCACCACUGCUACCACCAAACCCACCGUCUCCGGCCAGGCUACAACCGCAGGUCCGCAGCCGCUACCCGUUCGUGCGACCGCCAGCAACUACAAACCGUAGCUCCUCCCACGACCUCGCCGUCCUUCAGCACCUACCCCCCACCGCCGCUGUCCAAUUCGCCCCUAGCCUCUCCUCCGUGCUCCAUUCUCAUGUAGAUCCAAUCCGUUGUUGCUAGCUUGCAUGACGCGGUUCAUGACUUUAUGUAUUGCGUUCGGAUGAUGCUUCUGAAUUGUAGAUUACUUGCCUAAAUCAACCUAGAGGCUUGGCUACAAUUUUUUCCUUUUUGCUGAGCACUGCAAGCAGUUGAGGUGAAGAUGCUGAAGAACUUCUUGAGUCAGUCGUGGAGGAGAGGGGCACAUGCUCUACUGGAAGGAAAUUCAGCACCAGCACUAUAUACUUGUUGGGGUCGUUUUCAUAAUGGGCAGGUCUUAAGCUCUUCAAGGAGCUUCUUUGGCGUGGAGGACUUUGUGGAUGAAGACAACAGUAGACCGUACACAUACAAGAAAGAGAAGAGAUCGAAGAACCCACACAAGCACAUUUCUUUCAAGCAGCGCACCAUCGCAUACAUGGAGCCCUUCACGCUCGACGUCUUCAUUUCCAAGCGGUUUGUCUCGGCAUCCCUCACGCACCGUUCGACAUGCAGGCAGGUCGCAGUUGCUGGGACCAAUUCGAAGGAUGUCAAAGCGGUCCUCCAGUCGAGGUCCGACAUACCGGCCUGCCUGUCUGUUGGUCGUUUCCUGGCAGAGAGAGCGAAGGAGGCCGAUGUAUACACCUGCACAUACACGCCGAGGGAACGGGACAAGUUUGAAGGGAAGAUAAGGGCAGUUGUUCAGUCGCUGAUCGACAAUGGGAUCAAUGUGAAACUUUAUCUUGAUUGAGUUUGAGUUGUAUGAAUAACUCUUUUGGUACUCGCAAAUGAGUAAUCUAUUGCAUCUGUUCUGCAA
Phragmites australis (common reed) is the source of this 1385-nucleotide messenger RNA. RefSeq lists its product as uncharacterized. NCBI's taxonomy places the organism in Eukaryota, Viridiplantae, Streptophyta, Magnoliopsida, Poales, Poaceae. Bases 756 to 1319 code for a protein of 187 amino acids. The record is from RefSeq and is a predicted model, not a curated record. The transcript is spliced from 3 exons. Gene Ontology annotation, cellular component: ribosome. Gene Ontology annotation, biological process: translation. Gene Ontology annotation, molecular function: 5S rRNA binding; structural constituent of ribosome.